AUGAAUAUAUUAAUGGAAAAUAAUAUCUUAUUAAAAACUGAUUCAUAUAAAGUAUCACAUUAUAAACAAUAUCCAAAAGAAACAAUAUGUGUUUAUGCUUAUUUGGAAAGUCGUGGUGGUGAUUAUCCAGAACAAGUGUUUUUUGGUUUACAAUAUAUAUUAAAAAAACAUUUAGUAGGAAAAGUUAUCACUAAAGAAUAUCUUGAACAAGCAAUUCAAUUUUGGAAUCAACAUUUUGGUUAUGAUCUUGUUGAUCGUGAAAUGUGGCAAUAUAUUAUUGAAAAAUAUGAUGGACAUUUACCAAUACGUAUUAAAGCUAUACCAGAAGGUACAGUUGUACCAACUGGAAAUGUUUUAAUGACUGUUGAAAAUACAGAUCCAAAAUGUGCAUCAUUAACAACAUAUUUAGAAACAAUUUUAUUACAAGUUUGGUAUCCAAUAACAAUUGCUACAAAUUCAAGAGAAAUUAAAAAAAUUUUAUUACGAUCAUUAAAACGAACAGGUGAUCCAAGAGUAAUUAAAACACAAUUACAUGAUUUUGGAUUUCGUGGUGUAUCAUCUUAUGAAACGUCAGCAAUUGGUGCAUGUGCACAUUUAACUUCAUUCUAUGGUACAGAUACGAUAUCGGGUUGUGUUUUAGCUCAUAAAUAUUAUUCAGCUAAAGAAAUGGCUGCUAAUUCAAUUCCAGCCUCAGAACAUUCCACAAUGGUUAGUUGGACACGUGAAAAAGAAGCUGAAGCCUAUUGCAAUAUGUUAGAUAUGUAUCCAAAAGGUAUCAUUGCAUGUGUAUCUGAUUCAUAUGAUAUUUAUAAUGCAUGUGAACAUAUUUGGGGUGAACAAUUGCAUGAUAAAAUUCUAGCACGUGAUGGAACAUUAGUUGUACGAUCUGAUUCUGGUGAUCCAUUAGAAGUUCUUGAACGUUUAAUGAAUAUAUUAUAUGCUAAAUUUGGUGGAUAUGUUAACGAAAAAGGUUUUAAAGUUCUCGAUAAACAUGUUCGAUUAAUUCAAGGUGAUGGUGUUAAUAUGAAUUCAAUUAAAAAUAUUGUUAAUUCAUUUGAACUAAAUGGUUUUUCAACAGAUAAUAUUGUAUUUGGUAGUGGUGGUGCUCUUUUACAAAAAUUUGAUCGUGAUACAAUGAGAUUUGCAAUGAAAUGUUCUUAUGUUGAAAUAACUGGCAUGGGUGGUUUACCAGUUGCUAAAGAUCCAAUAACUGAUAGAGCCAAACGUAAUAAACCUGGUCGACUUAAAUUAGUUAAAGAAACAAAUGAUAGUUAUCGAACAUUAAGCAGUUUAGAACAUAACAAUGAAUAUGACUUAGCCGAAGAUCAACUUGUAACUGUUUUUGAAAAUGGAAAGCUUCUAUGUGAAUAUUCAUUUGAUACAAUACGUGCCAAUUGUGAUAUUGAUAUUAAUCGUCUCGAAUUUAUGCAUAUUAUAAGUUUACUUCGUUUUGAAAUUAUGAACGAUAAUAAUAACAAUCAAAAUAAAAUAGCUAUUCAACGUUUUGUUGAAUAUAUACAAAUAAAAACAGUACAACCUGAACCAGAUUAUGAUUGUGCUUUCAAAUUUUUAAAGAAUUAUGCUCAAGAACUUGGUUUACAAUAUCGUUUAAUUAAAAUUGAUCAAGAUCGCCAAGCAGCCGUGUUAACUUGGUUAUCAUCAUCAACAGAUAAAUCAAUUUUACUCAAUUCACAUAUUGAUGUUGUACCAGUUUUUGAAGAACAUUGGAUAGUUCCACCAUUUUCAGGUGAAAUUCGUGAUGGAAAAAUAUAUGGACGCGGUACACAAGAUAUGAAAUGUGUUGGAAUUCAAUAUUUGGAAGCUAUUCGACGUCUUAAAACAGCUAAAUAUGAACCAAAGCGAACUAUUCAUUGUUUAUUUGUUCCUGAUGAAGAAAUUGGUGGUAUUAGAGGAAUGAAAGUAUUAAGAACACUUGAUGAAUUUAAAGAUUUAAAUGUUGGUUUUGUUCUUGAUGAAGGUCUAGCUAGUGAAACAGAUGUCUUUCAAGUUUUUUAUGGUGAUCGUUGUGCUCUUUGGAUUGAAAUAACAGUUAAAGGUAAUACUGGUCAUGGAUCACGUCUUAUUGAAAAUACAGCUGCAGAAAAAGCUCAAUUUAUUAUUAAUGAAAUGUUAAAAUAUCGUACUAAUUCAAAAGAAUGUUUAGAAAAAAGUCAAACAACAGAUAAACCACUUCAAUUAGGUAAUAUAACAACAGUUAAUUUAACAAAAAUGAGUGGUGGUGUUCAAAUAAAUGUUGUACCUGAUCAAUAUACAUUAGGUUUUGAUUGUCGUAUUGAACCAAAUAGUUAUGAUUCAUUUAAGAAAUUUUUGGAUGAUCUUAUUCAACGAGUACCAAAAGAAAAUAAUAAUGAAAUAACAAUUAAUUAUCUACAAGAUUCAGGUCCACUUGUGCUCACUGAUAUUGAGAAACCAUCAUGGUGGCUUAAUAGUUUUAAACGAACAUGUGAAGAAAUGAAAUGUAAAUUAAAUUGGACUAUAUUUCCUGCUGGAACUGAUGCUAGAUAUUUACGUAAUGUUGGUUAUCCAGCAAUUGGUUUUUCACCUAUGAUAAAUACUCCUGUUCUUUUACAUGAUCAUAAUGAAUAUUUACAUAAAGAUGUUUUUCUUCAUGGUAUUGAAAUUUAUGUUAAAUUAAUUGAAAAUCUUACAAGUGAAACAAUAUGA
Messenger RNA from Rotaria sordida, 2685 nucleotides. Lineage: Eukaryota; Metazoa; Rotifera; Eurotatoria; Philodinida; Philodinidae. The record is from the annotation of a GenBank genome assembly.